AGCAUAAAUCUUCUAACUGGACGGAAAGAUGUCAACGUACUCUGACCACGAUGUGACCAGACGCCCCAGCAAUAUCCGCCAUCAGGUGUGCAACUUAGCUGCUGCCAUCGUGGGUUGGAUCCUGGCCACCAUCUCCACGGACAUGGCAGAGUGGAGAGACUGGAGUCUGAGCACCCCGGUGUCACCCUCCAAUCUAGUCUACGUGGGCAUGUGGCAGGUGUGUUUUCACCACAACAUCAGCAGAGUCUGGUUUUGUCACCAUUACACCUUACAUGAACACUACCUCCCGCUUGACAUCCGCAUGGCUCAACAUCUCCUGGUGGUUGCCAGCCUUCUAGGGCUCCUGGGGAAAGCCUCCACCAUCUUUAUCAUUAGAAAUCUACUGAAAGGAAACCUUCAGAGGAACGCCACCUGA
Messenger RNA from Choloepus didactylus (southern two-toed sloth), 415 nucleotides. Its product is annotated as claudin-34-like. The transcript is spliced from 2 exons. Gene Ontology annotation, biological process: cell adhesion; bicellular tight junction assembly. The record is from RefSeq and is a predicted model, not a curated record. Gene Ontology annotation, cellular component: bicellular tight junction; plasma membrane. Gene Ontology annotation, molecular function: structural molecule activity. NCBI's taxonomy places the organism in Eukaryota, Metazoa, Chordata, Mammalia, Pilosa, Megalonychidae. The coding region runs from base 29 to 415 and encodes 128 amino acids.